AGAUUAAAAUCAAAAAUGAAAUUACUGGGGGUUUCAUCGCCUGUCAAAAAUUCCACUCUCAGUUUAGAUCUCCUUAACCUAUAUAUGGUAAAUCACAUAUCUUGCCAGAAGAAAACACCUGAAACUGUGAGAAAACCAAUACAUGUGAAUAUGCAUAGAGACAUAAAAAUGCCUCUAAGAAAGCAUAAUUUGGAACUUCCAAUGUCACCUCACUGUAUACCAUCUAACCUCUGCAUUGAUGAUAUAAACAACAGACUAGACAGCAAGAAAGAAUUUGCCCCAGUUCAGUUGGCAUAAGUUAUGAACUCAUAUAGAAUGUUUAAACUGCAGCUCAACAGAAUAGAAAAUUGUAUUUUUGCUCCAUCAUCUUUUUUGGCAGAAUUAUCUUCUAAUAGGAAUAUUACAAAACAAAAUUUCAUUCUCAGAAUAGCACCUAGUCCUCAGAAAGUUGCAUGUGGGAAAAAGCAGAAUGAGCAGCUCAGUAAAGUUAAUUAUUCUAAUUCCUUGGUUUCCAAAUUAAGUGAAAAUCAAGAUGCUCUUAGUCCACCACAUAAAAUAGCACAAUUUGGGUCAUUAUUCAAAAGAUUAAACAGUCCAGACAAUAGGAAUUUCCUUACUGGAAGACCUGUUGGGGUUAUGGAUGAAGAAUGUGGAAGCAUGAAUGAACGAAGACAGUCAGAAUUCCUUACUGAAAAACAAUCAGUACAACAUAAUUGGGGAGAAAAUAGAAGAGAGGUUUCAAAUUUUCUUGCAGGUGUGAACCAGCCAACAGCCAGCCUUAAAUCAGAGAAUUGUAACUCUUUUACUCAUGAAAAUGUCAUCAAUUUAUUAAACAUAGAUCAACAGAGGAUAAAGAAUACGUUUGACAAGUGUGGUGAUGAUAGUAUGGGAGAUAUUUGUGCAAUCACAAGUUAUAAUAAAAAUGAUUCAACUGAUAGAUACAUUAGAAGUAUUUUUUCAGAUCCAGAGUUGACUGUUAGUAAUUCUACUUUUAAUAAAACAAGUUGUCCAGAAAAGUGUCAGCCAAACAAGAGGUAUCAAGAAGAGUACCAUAAUAAUGAAAGAAAUACUCUUAGUGCAUCUUUUGAAAACAAUUGUUAUGCACCCAGCUCUGAAAAAAAAGGAAAAUGUAAAUGUGAUUACCAAGAGAAGACACCACAGAAGGGAAGUCAGAAAUACCCAGUGAAUCAUAUGCGUAAUAUGUCUUUGGAAGAAUUGUGUUCUAAGCAGUCAUGGGACUUUGGAUUUGGUGAGAUUCUGAUGGAAGGAAGAGGAACCUGUUCUUUAGAAGACAGAUCAACAUCUGCUAAGAAAAUCUAUCAUGAUUCUUCACAGAGUAGUCAGUCUGCCAGUUACUCUCCAAGGCCAACAGAUAGUUGCUUCAGUUCUAGUUCAGAGAUGCCAUCUGAAGAUGAAGAUCAAAUAUUGCAAGAAAUGGAAGAGUCAAAUAGGAGAUCCAUCAGAAUCAAAGAAACAACAAAUAAUUUUUAUCUAGAAAGGAUGCCAAAACUUCCAUGUGGUAGGAUUAUUAACAACAGUGCCAAAAUUCAUAAACAAAAUGAAAAUCUUCACCAGUUCUCAAUGAAAAAUAAUACAGAUCAGUUUCUACUGUCUCAGUGUAAUUCAGCACACACAUUACAAAACAAAACUACUAGUAACUGCAUUCUACAUGUUGCAAGGUGUGAUGCAUGGGUACAAACAGACAGUGAACCUGUAAUAGAAGAAAAAUUAGAUGCUGCCAUACAGUGUGAUAUAAUUUCAAAAUGUAAAUGUAGAAAUAAUGUGUCUUCUUGUAAUAUUGAAAAGUGCAGUGAAAGUAUUAAGGCAGAUACCACUGGAGGGCAGGAAAUCCUUAAGAACAACUAA
Messenger RNA from Neogale vison (American mink), 1866 nucleotides. RefSeq names its product chromosome 12 C12orf40 homolog (gene REDIC1). The record is from RefSeq and is a predicted model, not a curated record. NCBI's taxonomy places the organism in Eukaryota, Metazoa, Chordata, Mammalia, Carnivora, Mustelidae. The transcript has 11 exons.